Molecule: messenger RNA, 1430 nt
Organism: Monosiga brevicollis MX1
Lineage: Eukaryota; Choanoflagellata; Craspedida; Salpingoecidae
Exons: 4
Coding region: 1-1257 (418 amino acids)
Biological process (GO): mannosyl-inositol phosphorylceramide biosynthetic process
Molecular function (GO): mannosyltransferase activity
Source: RefSeq, a predicted model, not a curated record
AUGGAUAGACAGCGAGGGCUGAGCUUUGUGACCAGUCUUCACGCCGGCAUCUUGCUGCGAAAGGCUAGGGGUAAUGCCCAAUGGCGCAUCACCCCUACCAAAGGCGUGUUUUGUAGAGAGGCGACACACACACACUGCAGCAAGUUUUCUGCACGAUCAGCCAAGGACCGCCAUGUUCACGGCUUUUACCAGGCUCGGGCAGGUGGUGUGGGUGUUUUUUUUUCCUGCCACAAGCUGCGUCAAUCGUUCAUCAAGCCAAAGAGUGCAUGGUGCUCGUCUGACAACAGCAUGCGUCGCUCGCACAUCUGCCGUGCUCUGGUCGCGCUCAGCCUUCUCGUCCUGCUGCCGCUAUGUCUGUACGCCGGCCGCAGUCUCUCGCGGCCUGCCCCAUUGCCCUUUCCCCGACCCAACUUUGAGCAUCUGGACCACAGUCUGGCUCAUCCUUUGACCACCACCCGCGUCCCUAAGAUUCUGCAUCAGAUCUGGCUCGGCACUGAGACCCCGCCCUGCGAUUGGGUCACCACCUGGUCCCGUGACUUUCGCGCCGCCCACCCGGACUGGACCUACCACCUCUGGACGCAAUCCGAGCUGGACCGCUUGCCCCUGCGCAACCGGGCCGCCUACCUCCAUGAGGAGCACCCUGCCAACAAGGCCGACAUUGCUCGCUAUGAACUUCUCUACCACUACGGUGGUGUUUACGUUGAUGCCGACUCCCUCUGGCUUGGCCGCCCCCUUGAGCCCCUGCUUGAGCAGGCCAAUGCAACAGGUCUCUUCUUUGGCGAGGAGCUGCGCCCCGCCAGCCACCCCACUCCGCAACAAGAACCGCACAUGUAUGCCGUCGGUGUCAUUGGCGCUGCUCCCCACCACCCGGGCCUCGAACUCGUCAUUCGCAACCUCAAUCACUCUUACUUUCAGCUCCGCGUCGUGGAACGCGUGGCCCGUUGGCAAGUCACUGGCCCAGACUUUGUGACUGCCACCCUGCGUCAAGUGCCCGUGACCCUCAUCCCCGCCCACAUCUUUUACCCGGGUGGUUGGUGGAAAUCCGACCCCCACACCACUCCCGCCGAAGCCCGCCAACGCUACCCCGACAGCCUCAUGUUUCAGUUUGGCCUCAGCACCUCCAAACGCAUCACGCGUUAUCUUACUGAUGAUGGCCUCUGGCCCGCCCUGUGGCCUUGGGCCGCUCGCCCGCCAACCUCGACUUGCGUUGUGUCCUCUGACGCCCUGUCCCCCUUUCAAUCCUCGAGCAACCCUUGAGUUCUUCCCGCUUGCCGCUCCCUUGGAAGCAGCAACUCCUUCCGCCCCUCUUUUUCGAAUGCCAAUAAUUCUUAAAGAGUUGCGCGUCUGAGACGCCCCCUCGCCCGACUAGUCAGAAUAGGCCGAUGAUUGACAUACUGAAAGUAAGAAGCAAAGAUUCAUUCCAUGCACUC